Molecule: messenger RNA, 2313 nt
Organism: Puntigrus tetrazona (Sumatra barb)
Lineage: Eukaryota; Metazoa; Chordata; Actinopteri; Cypriniformes; Cyprinidae
Product: F-box-like/WD repeat-containing protein TBL1XR1
Exons: 15
Coding region: 350-1870 (506 amino acids)
Biological process (GO): regulation of transcription by RNA polymerase II
Cellular component (GO): histone deacetylase complex
Molecular function (GO): protein binding; transcription corepressor activity
Source: RefSeq, a predicted model, not a curated record
GCUCUCUCUCUGCCGUAGUAAGUGCGCGCGCGCGCUGCCGCCGUCUUCCGACGCUACGUUUCUGCGAGAAAUACACAGGAAACUUGUCUAAAAACACACCGGAUCGACCCCCGAACGUCCGCCUCGGCAGACGAGACCCCGACCGCCGUCUUCCGUCGACCUUUCAACGGACUAAGAGCGAGCCGAGCGGCUGAGGGGAAACCCGACCGAAGAUGGGCGCAAAGUCGCGGUUCGCACACUGAAGUUGGAGGAUAUUUUCCCGGUGAGAGUGAAAGAGAAGCGGCGACUCGAUCCUCGGCGGGGCCGACCGAGAGCUCCAGCGUCGCUCAUCCUCUGAGGUUGAGCUAAGAUGAGCAUUACCAGUGAUGAAGUCAACUUUCUGGUCUACAGAUAUCUGCAGGAGUCAGGUUUCUCUCACUCGGCGUUCACGUUCGGCAUCGAGAGUCACAUCAGUCAGUCGAACAUCAACGGGACUCUGGUGCCUCCUGCUGCCCUCAUCUCUGUCCUGCAGAAGGGCCUUCAGUACGUGGAGGCCGAGAUCAGCAUCAACGAGGAUGGCACCGUGUUCGACGGCCGGCCGAUCGAGUCUCUGUCUCUGGUGGAUGCCGUGAUGCCGGACGUGGUUCACACCAGACAGCAGGCGUUCAGAGACAAACUCGCCCAGCAGCAGAAAGCCAGCGGCUCCGGCGCGGCUCAGUCUCACGCCACCAAGAACGGAGACACGCCGCUCAACGGAGAGGAGAACGGCACCCACUCGCUCAAUAAUCACGUGGAGGCGAUGGAGGUGGACAGCGAGGUCCAGAUUCCCGCCACCGUGUUGAGGGGUCACGAGUCGGAGGUCUUCAUCUGCGCCUGGAACCCCGUCACUGACCUCUUGGCCUCAGGCUCCGGAGACUCAACGGCGAGGAUAUGGAACCUGAUUGAGAACAGCAGCGGCGACUCGACUCAGCUGGUCCUGCGCCACUGCAUCCGAGAGGGAGGUCAGGACGUGCCCAGCAACAAAGACGUGACCUCGCUGGACUGGAACAGUGACGGCACGCUUCUAGCGACCGGGUCUUAUGACGGAUUUGCAAGAAUAUGGACAAAAGAUGGUAAUCUCAGCAGCACGCUCGGGCAGCAUAAAGGACCGAUAUUUGCACUCAAGUGGAACAAGAAAGGCAACAGCAUCCUGAGCGCCGGAGUGGACAAGACGACAAUCAUUUGGGACGCUCACACAGGAGAAGCCAAGCAGCAGUUCCCCUUUCAUUCAGCGCCGGCUCUGGACGUGGACUGGCAGAACAACAGCACCUUCGCCUCCUGCAGCACUGAUAUGUGUAUUCAUGUGUGUCGCCUGGGCAGUGAGCGACCGCUCAAGACCUUCCAAGGGCACACGAACGAAGUCAACGCCAUUAAAUGGGACCCUUCGGGGACUCUGCUGGCCUCCUGCUCAGACGACAUGACGCUGAAGAUCUGGAGUAUGAAGCAGGAUUCAUGCGUUCACAAUCUUGAAGCACACAAUAAAGAGAUCUACACCAUCAAAUGGAGCCCGACGGGCACCGGCAGCAACAACCCCAACGCUAACAUGCUGCUAGCCAGCGCCUCGUUCGACUCGACGGUGAGGCUGUGGGACGUGGAUCGAGGCGUCUGUCUUCACACGCUCACUAGACACCAGGAGCCCGUCUACAGCGUGGCCUUCAGCCCCGACGGACAGCUGCUGGCCAGCGGCUCCUUCGACAAGUGUGUGCACAUCUGGGACACGCUGAGCGGAGCGCUGGUGAAGAGCUACAGAGGAACCGGGGGAAUAUUCGAGGUCUGCUGGAACAGUGUGGGAGAUAAAGUAGGAGCGAGCGCUUCUGACGGAUCGGUCUGUGUUCUUGAUUUACGGAAAUAGCUCUCAGCUAAUCUUCGGUUUCCUCCGGUCCAUUGAGACCCGCGGCUCCCCGGGAACAGAAUCCAAAUGUUUGAAACCAAAAUUAGAGGAAGCGUCCGCUAGAGACGGUCAGAAGCGCUGUUGAGCGGCGACUCGGUCGAUGAAGAGCCGGACACGCUUCGUUUGAUAGCCGCUUUUUUUUGGGGGGUGUUUCGGAUGCCGCUGACGUCGCUCGGGUCGUCUGACCCUUCAGUGGAGAACAAACUUGAGAUCAAGACGAGCUCUCCUUGCAGGAGAACCAGAAACUCUGAUUGUUUUUGAAGACGUCAGCUUAUAUUAGAUACACGGGUGUAAAAGCUCCCCACUGGAUGUACAUUUAAUGAAUGUAAAGAUGUAAAUGAGAUCGCAACACGCAGAUUUUAUAAACUGUGUUUAUAUGUUUAUAAACUAAUCUUUUUCCUAAA